CAGCCAGCCAGCCAGCCAGCCAAGCCCUCCGUUUCCUUUUCCUUUUCUUGCUGACUCGUUAUCCAACUGCCAGUUGCGCAGAGACAUUCGUUUACCAGAAAACGAAAGCACUUAUGAAGGCGACCGCACAAGAUGCCUCCCGAAGUGGCCGCGCUCUUUGGCUCCUGCCUGCUGCUCUUCCUCCCGAGUGGCAGGGCAGAUUUGAAAGUCACUGUGUUUCCGUCUGUAAUCCAAGGCAAACCAGGCUCUGACGUAGAGUUGCCUUGUUCUAUAUUGGACACGUUGAGGCCCAUAGAUUUAAAGCAGCUGGCUGUGAUCUGGAAGAUUGGCUCAAAAGUCAUUGCAAAGUAUGAAGAUUCAUUUGAGGCCAGAAGGCCAGGGGCUACAAUGACAAUUGAGAAUCUGCAGAAGGGAAAUGCCACCCUCUUGCUACCAGGUGUGCAAGAUUCGGAUACAGGUCUUUAUAUGUGUGAAGUUAUCCAUGAAACUAACCAGGCAGAAGGAAAUGUGGAACUGAGAAUUGAAGCUGCCCCAAGGCUAACACAUGGCCCCACCAAUUUACUGUUGGGUGUGCCAAGCAGUGUGAGGUGUAUGGCCUCAGGUUUUUAUCCUGGUGAAAUCUUUGUGACAUGGCUGAAAGAUGACAAGACAGUGAAAGGUCGAGAGCAGGCUACUGCUUAUCUCCAUCCUGAUGGACUGUUCAGUGCAGAGAGUACACUGGAGCUUACACCACAAAUUGCUGAUGACAAUUCCACCAUUCUUUGCAAGAUUGAUCACAAAGCAAUCCAACAGUCUCUUAUAGAGAAAAUGCAGUUGCAGGUACAAGCUAAACCAACUAUUGAGGUGGUCACUUUGCCACCAGAGGAGAAGAAUUUCUGUGCAGCCAAAUGCCUAGUGAGCAGGUUUUACCCGGAGACAAUUCACAUAGACUGGCUGCAAAAUGGGAUGCAGAAGGAGACACUCAAGUCCCAGCCACAGAGCAUGCCAGAUGGGACGUUCUCUAUUAAGGUUCUUGUCCUACAGAAGACGGGUGAGAAAAGCGUCUUUACCUGCCAGGUACAGCAUGAAUCUUUGGAUGAACCACUGAGAAAGGAAGUCCUCUGGCUGCCAAAAGGUGAGGGGGACAGUGUUACUCACCACACAACCGUGUCUUCCCAAAGUCCAGGGAAGGAACAGACAGCCCAAUCAUCCUGCCCCACUGCUGUCUCUCUGUGUCCAACAGAUACACCUGCUUCAGAGACUUCUGCAUCAGUUCUUCCUUGGAUAUUAGCAAUUAUUGGACUCCUCGUGGGGCUUGCUGUAGGAGCUUUAGCAACAAUAGUCUACUAUAAAAAGAAAGCCAAACACACAACAUUUCCAGGAGGAGAAAGAAAAAUUCUUCUUGCAAAAGCUCGGGAUAGUGAGCAGGGCACUUCAAAGGGCAAGGUAGAAAAGACUGGUGUUGGGCUACACCACACAAAGGACCACCCUGAGCAGGAUGACAAAGACGGUCAGAAUAUGUCAGAAGUCAAGACAGAAGAAGCACCUCAUGAUUCAGUGCUCUAGGAGCAAACAAAGAAGAAUUGGGACUGGGACAGAGAAAGGUCCUGAAAUCUCAAAACCUGGGAUGGUCCUGCCUUGGCAGCUUUAAACUUAUGAGGGUUGAAUGAAAAGUAAUGCCUCCACCUUUGUAACUUCUCAGCAGGCACUGACUUGUUCAGUAGACUCUCCUCUACAGUUCCGUUUUGGUGAGAAGCCUUAGCAUUGAACGGUUGUGUUGUUAAAGUGCGAAGUCUGGAACCCUGCGCAGACGGUUGAUCAAUGCGACUUAAGUAACGUGCAGUCAUUGAAUUCUUGACAGUAGAAAGUGUCUCCCCAAAGGAGAUUCAUCAGAGAAUGCAAGCUGUUUAUGGUGAUUGUGUUGAUGUGAGUAGUGUGCGUCAUUGGGCGAGUAAGUUUAAAGAAGUUGAGCUGGAAAGAUCUGACUUGCUUGACAAACAAAGAGUUGGACAUCCUGUGACAGCAACCACCGAGUUUCACAAGCAAAAGGUUGACAGAUUGAUUCAGGAUGAUCGUUGUAUCACUCAGAGAGAAAUUUCAAGCAUAAUUGGCAUUUCACAAGAAUGUGUAGAUCACAUUAUUGCUUUGCUUGGCUAUCAGAAGAUCUGUGCACGGUGGGUUGUGGAAACAGAGUGUCGACUUCUUCCGUGACGGCUUCAGAAAACUUGUGCAUUGUUGGUAGAAAUGUAUCCAAUUGUCUGGUGAUUAGGUCAAAAAGUGAAUAGUGGUAGUUAAAGAGCACAUUCUAAGGAUUAUUUCUGCGUUUGAUUUAUUAAAAUAUUCCCAUCCAAACCCAAGUAACGAAGGUGGAGGCAUUACUUUUCAUUCAACCCUCAUAAAGAAAUACCAUAUACUCAAGUAUGGGAGCUACUGGAAGAGAGGAUUAAACUAAAAGAAAAUCCACAGUAUUAAUUAGAAGAAUAAAAGAAAAAUAAAAGAAAAUGCUGAGCACAGGGGGGAGAGGGGUCUUUCAGUUAGGCUUUUGAAGAACCAUGACAGCUCUUGGGGUAGGGUAUGGGGAAGGGGGGCUCAUAAGUGGGGAGGAGGGAUGGAAAGAGGGGAGGGAGGGGGAUAUAAAGAUAUUAAGGGUAAUGGGACUAAGGGAGUGGGGGAUGGAAAGCACUGUAUAAAGCUCACAAAUUAACAAUAGGUCUAAGUCAAGAGCGAAUUUUGGGACCAAAAAGGUAUGGAUUUUGGUAUGAUCCACGGAUACAACAAGAGUUAUUAUGCAGAAAGGAGAAAUGGCCACUGCCACGUAGCAUUGCAGUGGGGUUUUUGUGUGUGUGUGUCAGGAGUGACUUGAGAAACUGCAGUUUGCUUGUGGUGUGAGAGAAUUGGCUGUCUGCAAGGACGUUGCCUAGGGGACACUCGGAUGUUUUGAUGUUUUACCAUCUUUGUGGGAGGCUUCUCUCAUAUCUCUGCAUGGGGAGCUGGAGCUGACAGAGGGAGCUCAUCUGUGCUCUCCCCGGAUUCGAACCUCCAACCUGUCGGUUUCAGUCCUGCUGGCACAAGGGUUUUAACUAUUUUCAUUGCAGUUUUUUUUUGUAGUGUCAGGAGUGACUUGAGAAACAAAGUUGCUUCUGGUAUGAGUAGUAGAGGGGUUUGAUCCUUUUUUUCAGGUUCUCCAAGGAUGAACUAAGCUCUUGCCUUUCACAUCUCUACUCAAAGAAUAGGAUAGUAUCUAUCUUUUAGAAGAGUUAAGCUCCACUAUUUACACUGAUCCAUGGAUAAGCCUAUAUUUGGGGUGUCAUUUUUUAAACUAAAAUUUCUAGACUUUUAUGGCAAUAUAUACCAACUGCCAUGUUGUAAGUCUUGUAUGAAACUAUCUGCUAAAUAAUUUUUUUGUAUUUCUAUCUCCCCCUUGUGUUGCUUGGUAGCAAAUACAGUGGGUUCUCUGUUCCCUGGAUUCUGCAUCCAUCUGCUGUAAGCAGAUGAAUAAAUAGUAUAAGACCAUCCUGUUCUCUUCUUGUCCUUUAAAAAGAGCCAUUACUGUGAACUACAACAGGGCACUUUCUUUUGAAAAUUGCUGGUGUUGCUGGCUUUUUUUAAAAAAUCAACAUGACAUUUACUGAUUAGGAUUGGAGGUUGUUUAAAGCAUAAGUGCAGUCAGUCCUCUGUAUCCACAGGUUCUGCAUUCACGGACUCAACCACCCAAUGCUUGAAAUACCUCCCCAUUCUAAAAUGUAAUCCUUGACUUUGCAGUUUUCAUAUAAGGAAUGCCAUUUUACUAUUCUAUUGCAUAUAAUGGGACAAGAAUGGAUUAGGACAGGGGUCCUCAAACUUUUUAAACAGAGGGGCAGGUCACAGCCCCUCAAACUGUUGGAGGGUCGGAUUAUAAUUUGAAAAAAAAAAUGAAUGAAUUCCUAUGCACAUUGCACAUAUCUUAUUUGUAGUGCAAAAAAAAAACACUUAAAAACAAUACAAUAAUUAAAAUGAAGAACAAUUUUUACAAAUAUAAAUUUAUUAGUAUUUCAAUGGGAAGUGUGGGCCUGCUUUUGGCUGACGAGAUAGGAUUGUUGUUGUUGUUGUUGUUGUGUGCUUUCAGAUCAUUUCUGAGUUAGGUUGACCCUGAGCAGGGCUGCAUAAAUGACCUUGGAGGGCUGUAUUCGGAUUAGGAUAUCAAUUGGAGUAUCCUGGAAUCAUAAACAUAACUUGUCCAUUUCUGCAAUAUGUCUGUAUACUUGUAACCCACCAAAAGCCCUUCACGUACUCAAAGAUGAUGAGUGUGAGGGCUGUAAGCAGGAGGUGUCCCCCAAAACAACUGGUGGGACUGAAAAAUCCUUCUCCUCCUUUCUUCUGUGACUCACAAAACAUCUAUUUAGGAGCACACCUCUUAUCUGCUCUUUAUCAGCCCAUCAAACUCUGCGAGUGCAGCAUUUUUCCAAAUGAAGUACAGAGUGUUUGAAGACCGGGACAUCCAUAGGGAUUCCAAGGUGUUUGUUUAUAAAGCUAUUGUCCUCCCAACCCUUCUAUAUGCCUGUGAGACAAUCUACAGAUGUCACAUACAACUCCUAGAACGAUUCCAUCAGUGUUGCCUCUGAAAAAUCCUAAAAAUCCUAAAUGUCAGCGUGCUGAAAGAAGCAAAGACCACCAGCAUUGAAGCAAUGGUCCUCCGCCAUCAACUCCGCUGGACUGGCCACGUUGUCCAGAUGCCCGACCACCAUCUCCCAAAGCAGUUGCUCUACUCCGAACACAAGAACGAAAAAUGGAAUGUUGGUGGGCAGGAAAAGAGAUUUAAAGACAGGCUCAAAGCCAACCUUAAAAACUCUGGCAUAGACACUGAGAACUGGGAAGCCCUGGCCCUUGAGAGCUCCAGCUGGAGGUCAGCUGUGACCAGCAAUGCUGUAGAACUUGAAGAGGCAUGAAUGGAGGAUGAAAGAGAGAAAUGUGCCAAGAGGAAGGCAUGUCAAGCCAACAU
Molecule: messenger RNA, 4957 nt
Organism: Anolis sagrei ordinatus
Lineage: Eukaryota; Metazoa; Chordata; Lepidosauria; Squamata; Anolidae
Product: tyrosine-protein phosphatase non-receptor type substrate 1-like
Source: RefSeq, a predicted model, not a curated record